Molecule: messenger RNA, 3112 nt
Organism: Trichophyton rubrum CBS 118892
Lineage: Eukaryota; Fungi; Ascomycota; Eurotiomycetes; Onygenales; Arthrodermataceae
Exons: 6
Coding region: 842-2599 (585 amino acids)
Biological process (GO): vesicle-mediated transport
Cellular component (GO): cytosol; endocytic vesicle
Molecular function (GO): guanyl-nucleotide exchange factor activity; ubiquitin binding; small GTPase binding
Source: RefSeq, a predicted model, not a curated record
GGAUGGAUCGGGCCAUGGCCUUCCAAUCGACAUCCCGACCACCUAGCUUGUUCUUGUUUAAUUUUACGGAGAUUUGACAACCUAUAUAUAAAGAAGCAAGUGUUUUCUGUGUGUUUGAGAGGCAGUGUUUGUGCGCGAGGCGUCAUUUCAACCAGAAAACAUUAUACGAUACGAGUUCCCCCACGAUGAUCACGGUAGGCUGAUUCAACAGCCCCCAGCAACGUUUCGACAGCCGUAUAUACACUACUUCGCACAGCUCAUGUCGAGCUUAUGUCUCCUCCAGAAAUCCAGGCCCCCCGUUCAGACGUCGCUGGGGAGACGUCUGUGCAAGUAGGAGAAAGCGAGGAAUCUCGAAAUGAUACAACUCCAAAGAAAGUGAGCAGCGAUGCUGAAUGAAGGUUGACGAGACUGUGCAGGUGUGGCUGAUUCCCCUCAGCAGAAGGAGGACACGGUAGAAGCUUCAAAUAGAGAUGAAGAACCUUCUUCACCCGUUGAAAUUGACAGACAAUCCUCCUCACAGCCACAGCAGCAGCAGCAGUCUAUUCAGUCUAAGCGCGGGAAUCCUGGCCAACUGCUCCAUGUUGACGUAGCAGGUGGCCAGCCGCCUCUCCCCCCUAAGAAAGACGAGCCAUACAUCGAUCCCACCCCUAAAACUCCGCAGGUUCCACGACCACCGGCGGAUAAGGACCUACCUGAAGUUCCUCAGGAUGACUUACUCGACGACAGUUGUCAACCCAAGGCCGAAAGUGAGGGGAGGAAGAGUGAAGAUUCUCAGUCGGAGAUACAGACAAUCAUAGAUCAAUUUUCGGAUGAGACCAGCAGCCUCCGUCAGGAAGAGAUCAUGUCUCCAAGACUAGAGUUAGCUGAUCAGUUUCGGACCAGCCAGGGACAUUUCCCUCCUCGGAAUUCAAGUUUAGAACAGCAGCCUGGAAAGCAAAUCGAUGAAUCAGCAGAUACCCAAGCCGCGUUAAGUUUAACAAGCACCGGCAGCAGUUGUCAAGCAAUGUCUCCUCCCGCUGUACCACCUAAGUCCCCGUCCCUGACCAGCGCAGGGAAACUGGUAGCCGUGGAAAAGUCUGAUACUCACCACAACCCAUCAACGCCGACGUCAACGGUUCCACCACCACCAGAACCAGAAGCAGAACAGCCAUUUGACUUCCAUCGCUUCCUGGAACAACUGCGACAUAGGACUGCUGACCCAGUAGCAAAAUUUCUCCGCUCAUUCCUGAAUGAAUUUGGAAAGCGUCAGUGGAUGGUUCACGAACAAGUGAAGAUAAUAAGCGAUUUCUUAGCAUUCAUCACUAACAAAAUGGCCCAAUGUGAGGUAUGGAAGGGUGUAUCUGACGUUGAGUUUGAUAACGCCAAAGAGGGAAUGGAGAAGCUUGUUAUGAACAGACUUUAUACCCAAACGUUUUCCCCAACCAUUCCACCGCCAGCAGCCCCCUCGCGAAGUAGAAGCCGAGGGAGGAGAAAGGAAUUAGAGAGGAUGCAUCAUCCCGGUAGACGUGGCCAGCACCAGGAAGACGUUGAGCGUGAUGAGAUUCUGGCCCAAAAAGUUCGGAUAUAUAGUUGGGUUCGCGAAGAACAUCUUGAUAUCCCGCCGGUUGGCCCAAACGGCCGCCGUUUUCUGCUUUUGGCUCAACAAGAGCUAUUGAAGAUAAAGGGCUACCGAGCGCCGCGUGAUAAAGUAAUAUGCAUUUUGAAUUGCUGCAAAGUUAUCUUCGGACUGUUACGCCAUGCAAAGAACAGCGAUACCUCGGCCGACUCAUUCAUACCUCUAUUGAUAUAUGUGGUUCUCAAGGCGAAUCCUGAACAUCUAGUGUCCAACGUACAAUAUAUUCUCCGAUUUCGCAACCAAGAAAAGCUGAGCGGCGAGGCGGGAUAUUAUUUGUCUUCUCUUUCUGGAGCCAUCCAGUUUAUAGAAACCUUGGAUAGGACAUCCUUAACUGUCAGCGAUGAGGAAUUCGAGCGAAAUGUAGAAGCAGCCGUUUCUGCCAUAGCAGAGCGUAAUCCAGACCCCGAGGAACCACCAUCCGUACCCGAAAAGCCGCCUGCUAGCAGGGCACGGGAAACAGCAUCACGGCCCUCUUUUGAAGGACACUCGAACUCGCGCCAGAAUGAGCAUUCGCCCCCCUACUCUCCUGUUUCCGACGAUAAUACCCCAGUUGCCGGAUUGCUACGAACCAUCCAGAAGCCACUGACAACAAUUGGUCGUAUAUUCUCUGAUGAUACAGAUCAUUCUAGAGAACGAUCACCUUUCAAUCAACAAAGUUCAGCGACUUCUGAGAAUGUGCCAUACAAUGGGCAGCGCCCAGACAGUGAUUCGUGGAGAAACCAGGAGGGAUCCAGGGGUCGUGAUGGAAAGUCACCAUCUCUAGCUACCCGCUUUGAAGCCCAGGAGGCUGCGGCCCGUCAAGCAAGCGCCGAGUCCGCGGAGGCUCGUCGUAUCCAACAAGCGGAGCACAACGAUGUUGUCGAGACACUCGCUGGUAUGUUCCCGAAUUUGGAUCGAGAUUUGAUCGACGAUGUCGUCACCAUGAAAGAAGGACGGGUUGGUCUUGCAGUUGAUGCCUGUCUUGCACUUAGCGCCGACUCUUGAAACAUUGAUGGCAUAUUGGAGCGGUUGUUUUCUUGAUAUGUGCAAAAUGCUACGAGCAUAACCGGGGAGUUAUGGUCGGAUAAUAAAUAUCAUGGAUACCCAUUGAAUACGCAGUUAUAAAUUGGUUUACUUCCUCGUACAAGCUUUCAUAGACCUGGCCCUGUGUUUCCCUUGUCGUUAGUCCUUCGAAAAGGCUGCUGGAGGCCUCACCAUCAGCACUGAGUAAGGUAGAACAAAAUAUAUCACCAGAUCCGUGUGAAGAAGUUGAUUUUAAGUACCGUGACCAUUUAAGCUUAAAUUUAAAUUGACUUCGGCAUCAUUUCGUGUACCUUUUCUCCCCUUUCACCUCGUCAAAGUAGAUAUCGGCCCACGAGCAUGAAAGAAAAAUGCCGGCAGGUUGCAUCAAUAAUACUCAGGCACAGCGUCUCUUGAGAUUUAUUUAAGAUAAAUGGCAAACUGCAAAGCCCUGUCUUCUCGGCCUAUUACAAGGCUUUAUUAAUAUUCAGCUGAACC